CUUCCGGCGGAGACACUGCGGCGGUUUCCGAGCCUACGGCAGGACGACGGCAAUGUAGCGCAGCUGGCCUUUUCCCCGCGACCAGAAUGAUAUCGCAGCGGGAGAGGGGGGAGCUCGCACGUUUUUACACAGUCACCGACCCCAAAAGGCACAAGAAGGGAUACACCGUGUACAAAGUCACCGCCAGGAUCAUCUCCAGGAGGAACCCGGAGGACGUCCAAGAGAUCACCGUGUGGAAGAGGUACAGCGACUUCCGGAAGCUUCACCAGGACCUCUGGCAGAUUCACCGCAGUCUCUGUCAGCAGUCAGAGCUCUUCCCCCCCUUCGCCAAGGCCAAGGUGUUCGGGCGCUUUGACGAAUCUGUGAUCGAGGAGAGGCGCCAGUGCUCCGAGGACCUGCUGCAGUUCUCUGCCAACAUUCCUGCCCUCUACAGCAGCCAGUACAUCGAAGACUUCUUCAAGGGAGGCGAGGUUCACGACGGCUCAGAGCUCAUCGGGCCGCCUGAACCCUUAUCAGACUUUCUCGCUGACAGCUUGUCAGACUGCAGCUUUGAAGUUCAGAAAGACGCUGGAGGGGUGGACGAUUCGACAGCUGCCAGUCAUUCUGAAUAUGGAGGUAUCUCCAGCGACAGCGAUCUGAUUUCCCUACUGUUGGACACGGACUCCCUGGCCGACGUGGACGAUGGAAUGGCCUCGGACGGGGACUCGCCGAACAAACCACCCCGCGGCUCUAGCCCCUCGCCGCUUCCCCUCCUGCCGGACGACUCCCUGGAUGUGGAAUCCAGCCGGGCCAGCAGGGCGGCGGUCUUCCCCAGUGCCCUGAGGCCGCGUGCGGGAAAGAAGGACUAUUUGGAGAGGGCCAGCGAGCAGAUCAGGCUGGCAGUGCAGAGGGAGGGGGAACAGGACUAUCAGGCCGCCUUCUCCUUCUACCGCAGCGGUGUGGACCUGCUGCUCCAGGGCGUGCAAGGUGACCCCAGCCCCACGCGGAGGGAGGCGGUGAAGAAGAAGACAGCAGAGUACCUGAUGCGGGCCGAGCAUCUCUCCUCUCGGUACCUCCGAGACGGAUCCCAGGUGGGAUGCGGCUCCAGCCUGGCCCCGGGGGCGCUGGGUUCAAGGCCCACCUGGAAGCAGAGGAACCCCACAGAGGAGCUGAAGAUCUUUGGGGUCCUCGGGGUGAUCGACAAGGUUUUGCUGGUCAUGGACAAAAGGACACAGGAGACCUUUAUUCUCAAGGGCCUGAGGAAAAGCAGCGAAUGCGGCUGGAACAAAAAGACCAUCAUCCCCCGCUGUGUGCCUAACAUGGUGCGUCUCCACAAGUCCAUCGUCUCGGAAGACACCGUCUUCCUGGUGCUGCAGCUUGCUGAGGGUGGGAAGCUGUGGUCCCAUAUCGGAAAGUUCCUGAACAAGAGCCCGGAGGACAGCUUGGACAUCCCGUUCAUCCAGAAGUCCCACACGGCGGCAGUUCACCCAAGUGAGGAGCUGAGCUCCAGCAGCCUGGAUUCUGGCCCCAACAGGGAGGGGGUCACGCUAGGGGUCCUUCCUUUGAAGAACAGCCUCACCCCAAGUUCCCAGGAUGACAGCAGUACUCAGGAUGAGGAGGCUGCUGAUGGCUCCCAGCGGGUCCUGCUAGACUCUGGGGCAACCUCUGAAGAGGAGUGCACAAACAGUUACUUGGCCCUCUGCAAUGAGUACGAGCAGGAGAAAAUUGAAUCGGACUCUCUGGAGGAGCAUUCGGCCCCAGUUGCCGAGGAGCCCUCGGCCCGGGCGCACCCCUUGCUGAGUAGCGACAGCCUCUGCUCCCCUGUGAUGGCUCAGGAAUUCCGGUUUUUCGCCGAGGAUGACCAUGGCGAGGUCUUCAGCUCUGCCUGCCUCCCUGCUGACUCACUGGACCAGUCCAAGAAGACGCCGAUGGAGUUCUUCAGGAUUGACAGCAAGGACAGUACCAGUGAUCUCCUGGGUGUGGAGUCAGGAGACAGGCUGAAGUUCGAGCCCUCCAAACCAUUCCUCCCCUCCGCCGACCUGGAGGAGGUGACAAAGGUCGUCGGGAAUGUCAAGCUGCCUCAGAUGGACCUUUGGGGGGUUGAUAGCGAUAGGGGCUCCAAUGAAUCCGUCCCUGUCAUCUCCUUUAAGGAGGCGGUGGUGGAAGACACGGGGAGCUGUGAUGAAGGCCGACCACCAGACCUCCUGGUGAACCUCCCCGGUGUGGCAGAUGUCACAGCAGAGGAGCUGACUGUGGCUGGCCCGUCCGCAACAGAUGACACUAGAGUGUCCCCGAGGUUUGGGAAGCCGGAUGUCUUGCAGCUUCACUAUGACCUGGGGGAUGAUGUAGUCCUUGGCCUGUCAGAGGACGAAGGGGGCCCAUCCUCGGUUUGUGCCCCCCCUGUCUCUGCAGCCUGCAGCUCCUCACUACCCGGCCAUGGCGGUCUGCCUUCAGGCCCAAAGGCCUGCCGGACUCAGGCAACCGUCUCGCACGAAUUGCAAGCUGUCCACGUUGGUUUACAUGCUGAUCCAGAGACUAUGGACUCAGCCCAGUUCUCCCUGAAGUCUAAACUGCGUUCGGACCAGGACGCUCAUGACCAGAUAGCGUCUGAAGCCUUUGGAGAAAGCGCUUCCGCCGAGACAGAGCCAGGCAAGGCGAGCGAUGACGUCUCUCAGCUUUUUAAGGAUCUGGAUGAGCUCCUGCUUAUAGCGGCAAACACUCACCUACCCGAGGAGUAUGUUCAGCGUUGGGCGAUGGAGAUUGUCGUUGCCCUCGACGCUCUCCACCAGGAAGGAAUCGUCUGCCGGGACCUGAACCCAAACAACAUCUUGCUCGACGACAGAGGACACAUCCAGCUGACUUACUUUUGUAGCUGGAGCGAUGUGGAGGAUUCGUACGACCAGGAAGCCAUCAGCGCCAUGUAUUGCGCUCCAGAAGUCGGAAGCAUUUGUGAAGAGACAGCAGCCUGUGAUUGGUGGAGUCUGGGAGCCAUAUUGUUUGAGCUGCUGACAGGGAAGUCUCUGCGCCAGUGCCACCCUGCCGGGAUCAGCCGACACACGAUGCUCGAUGUGCCGGACUUUGUAUCCAAAGAGGCCGGCUCCCUCCUGCAGCAGCUCCUUCAGUUCAACCCCAUGGAGAGGCUUGGCGCAGGCGUGGCAGGAGCUGAAGAUAUAAAGUCCCACCCCUUCUUCGCCAUGGCGACCUGGCCCAAGUAGCGUCCGUCGAGGAUCACAGACUUGAUGGUGGGGGCCGGCGGUUCUGCCCCCGUGCAUCCUCUUCAGAUGCGGCAGCUGCAGCACCGAGUGGAGUCUGGUUUCCAAGUGAACAAACACACUCCUACGAGCGGGAGCGGUGGACUGUCCAGAUCACCCAUCGUUUACAUCAGGUCACAUUUCAUAUACUUUACUUACAAGCUUAUUUAAUAUUUUGUCUGCCAAUGGAUCAGUCCGAUGUCUUCAGAUGGCACUAAUAUUGUUCUCCUUUUUUAAGAACUUUUUAUAAUUUGCAGUGUUUUUCUUCUGAGCAUUUGCAUUAUUUGAAUAGGUGUUUGGCAUUGCAAAAAAUGUUUACUUAGGUCUCUGGGUAUCUUUAACCAUUUAGAUGAGAAAAAUAUACUUAUAUAAUGUCGUGAAAACAGAGGAAGAUGUAUGGCUGUGCAACAGGUAUCAAAGCACUGAACAAAGCGUGUUUGGCUCUGCCCCAACAGUGUGACCUUGACCUCUGACCUUUGACCAUAUGUUGUGAAUGUCAGUGUCUUCCUGGCUAGAUGGAUGUGUGUGCCAACACCUCGAGAAAGCCACUUGAAUUCACUGUGUACCACGUCACAUCAGCUCAUCAGCCUAUGAACAGGUCCUACAUUUCUCAUACUGUAGAUGUACCAUGUUUCUACAUUUUUACACAGUUCGUCAUGUAGAACAGACAUUUGCCUCACGGUCUCGAUUAGAUUACAGCCCUUCAUUUUGCCAAGAUCAUGAAAGGUUACGUUCUGAAGAGACCCCAGUAGUGUGUAAUGCCUCAUUUAAUAAAUGGCAAGUCAGUGUUUCAGCCACUCAAUUGGGAUUCACUUAUGUAAGCAGUUGUAUGUCUGCAUGCAAACCCUGAGUGAGAAAAAAAAAUCUCAAAAUAUUAUUUCACUCUAAUAUAUUAUUUAUUAGUCUAUGGACCAUCUUCCAGUUCGGUUGUGGCAUGUGCUAUUUGUUUUUUUUUUUUUUUUUUUUUUUUACUUUUUUGUUUAAUUUAUUUGCAAGCUGUAAUAUCUCUGUCUUUCGAAAGAAACUGAUGUUACAGGAGUGUUGAGCGGUUAAUGAUCUGAUCAUUCUAAAUGGCGAUAAUAUACAGCACAUCAGUGAUGGCAAGAUGUUUGGAUAUCAUGGAAAUAUGCAGCCUUGCCAAAAUGUGUAUAGUGCAGAAAUAUAAUGAAAUUGUAUAAUGAAUUUUUGUGAAACCAUGUGAAACUGGAGUGUGACAUGGCUGUUGACCUCUUUCUGUGGGCUGUAAACUGAAGAGGAUUAUGGGUAGGGACUGAGAUUUGGAUAAACAUAUGUCAGUUUGAUCAUCAGAUAUCUGUAUAUUCUGAAGUGAUAGGAAAACCCAGAAUUUUCCGUUUUGUCGUUUGGCAGUUGGGUGAGAAUAUGGAGUUUCUUCAUUUGCAGCAGAUUUAGUCUAUAUCUUAUAGGAUGUGCAAAAUGCAGGUACAUGAAACACUGUAGUCAAUUCCUCAUCUCAAAUUCAGGAAAUGAAAAAAAUCUGACUAUAGCAUAUAUGUGUGUAUGUGAUUUAUUAUUUUCAGACCUGUAUAAGCAAUGUUGUGCAGGUCAGUCGCCCACAGUCAUCCGAAAACACUAAGGAGCAACACGCAAGUCUUCAGGUCCAAAGCAUAACCUACAGAGUUUACCAUUUCAUAUUUUAGUGCAAUAACUUUUAUUCUUCCCUCUUUUAUUUGUUCCAGAGACACUUGUGUAUAUGAAUUUUGCUGUUUUGGUGCUGAAUUGGAUGUGAUAGACUGGGUGUGUAUCGAUGGCACCAAGGCCUGUCUUUGACUUUCUUGUGAAACCUCCAAUCCUGUCUUGCACCUUUUGUGAUCUCUCCGGAAAAGUUAUCGCGUGUCAUCGAGCUGUUCUCUUGCACCCCUUCUGUUGGCCAUUAGCGGGACCCUGCAUUGCAAGGACACAUUUCGGAGGCUCGGUAAGAGCCAAGGCGGGCUUGGGGGUCGUCCAGCUCCAUGGCAUCGUCACGGUAACGUGGGCAUCAAGGGCAAAAUGGCCAUUUAAGAAUUUUUCUGGGAUAUCAUUGGCCAGUAGAGGUGAUCUUUCAUGCAAUGACUACAUACGUUUGAACCUGUAGUUAUCCUGUGGGGUGGCACUGCCUUGCAGACUGACACCUUGUAUUAAAAUUGACAAAUGCAUUUUAGGAGCUGAUAUGUUGGUAACAACAUAUAGUGCAUCUCACAUUUUCUGUGGGUUUCUGUUACAAACUUCUUCCAUUAAGUGUAAGUAUCGGCCCACCUCUGAAAUCCUCCUGUCCAAGUGAAGAUCAUUUUAUCUAUAUAGCGGCCAGCGUAGAUUUGGAUCCAAGCAUCCCAUGUCUACGUGAAGGAUCCGUGGUUUUUGUCCUCGUUCACCAUUCAUAAGAAAACCGUGGUGUUCAAUGUGAGCGUGUGCCCAGCGCGUAGUGCACGGAGGACAGCAAAAAUGAUGUUUUCUACGUGCGGCUGUACUAACCGUGUUGCACGGAGACUGUGUCAAUAAACUUUAUGGAUGAAAAAAAAA
Messenger RNA from Brienomyrus brachyistius, 5747 nucleotides. RefSeq names its product ribosomal protein S6 kinase polypeptide 1 (gene rps6kc1). Gene Ontology annotation, cellular component: early endosome. Gene Ontology annotation, molecular function: protein kinase activity; ATP binding; phosphatidylinositol binding. The transcript has 16 exons. Gene Ontology annotation, biological process: protein phosphorylation. NCBI's taxonomy places the organism in Eukaryota, Metazoa, Chordata, Actinopteri, Osteoglossiformes, Mormyridae. Bases 87 to 3194 code for a protein of 1035 amino acids. The record is from RefSeq and is a predicted model, not a curated record.